AUGCGCGUAACUAGGAGCAACCAGUCUCAUCAUUCAUUAUCACCAAAAUUUUCGGCUCAUCGCCGGCUUUGCCCCGCCCGCGGCGACGAGCUGGCGGCUCUCAUUUUUGUCGGCCCGGGGCCUGGAAAAGCCAUGACCUCCACCGGCAGCACCGUCGCCAUUGGCGUCGCCGAAAGCGAGGAUUCCGACAUUCAGAACGCUCGUCGAGUCUUCCUCGCCGGGCUGAUACCUAAGAGGUGGCAUAAUUCGUGAGUUUUUCAUUCAACAAGCAUACAUGGGCGGAUCGUUUUUGAAGGCCGUCAAUCCUUCUUUUUAAGUAUUUUCAUUUUAAAGGCACUAUAAAUCUUCUUUACUUGGUCUUUUGGUCAAAUUUUGUAAGCGAACCACUUCUUCUGGACAAACUACUUGCUUCUGUAUUUUAGGAAGGAAAGAUUUCUUAGAAGUUGGUUUUUUUUUGAAGCUGAUUUCGAUAAGUCCUGGAUGAGAUAUUCACUUUCGAUGAUUUUGUCAGCAGCCUUCAAAAAUGGUCUGCUCUGUCUCCUAAUUUCAAAAUUUAAAAAAAAUUUUUUUGAAUUUCGCCUCAUCUUCGAGAUCGCGCAAACUACAAAAAGCCAUGAAAAAAAGACACUAUUUGAAGUUUCAAAAACUCGACUAGUGGGCAAAAGCUAGUAGGAAAAAUUAGAUAAUUUUUUUGUAGUAAUAAAUUAUUAUGAAUUUUUAUGUUUAAAGAUGCAGUUUUUUUAUGAGCUCUACCUUUGUUGAGAUUAUUUUAAAGAUAAGGAACCAAAAAUCUCGCGUUUAACAUAGCUAGACCUAAAACCAAAACCACACACCUAGAAAAUUCAUAAAUCGUGACAAAAAAAGUUGCCCAGGUAGCAAUUAGGAGUUAUACCUCCCUAGAUCUUCCGUUCACCUUUUUUGAUAAAACCUCGAUCCAAAAACGGCUAGGAAAAGCUUGAUAAACGGGCUAUUUGUCUCCAUUAUGACUUCCUAGUUAUACCACUAACACAAUGGGGUUUUUUUAAUGCUCAUUUUUCUUUAAAUUAUGACUAACUUUGAAGCUUCCCAAAGACAACUUUUCUUCAAACUCAUUCUCCUUGUAGAUUAGAACUCUCGUGCCGGUAAAUUUCAGACUGAUAGGGAAAAACUUGAAAAAAUCUCUUAAAAAGGCCACAUCUAAUGAAGAACGCCCAGAUCUCUGAACACGAUCGCCAACGACCUCUACUCCGAGUUCUACGUCUCGUGCAACUCCGGCGGCUGGGAGGACGGCAAAACGCGGACGAUGCUCAGCGGCGCCGAUAUCGUUCUAUUUUUCGUCAACGAGUUCACCCUUCGCGACACGAAUUGCCUUCUGACCCUACAGUACGCCUGGCAGUUGAUGUUGCCGAUAAUUAUGAUGAGGCCACCGAGGACGAAACUUGUCAUUUGUAACCGGGGGGUCGCCAGGGAGGAUAUUGUGUGAGUUUUUCCACUUGUUUUUAAGGCAAAGCGCAAUAUUGUCCGUUUGAAAAUUCGAAGAAGCUUCGAUGAGAGAUACUUCAAGGCACCUUGACUCCAAAAAACCGGGAAAAACUGCCAUUUUUGCCUUUCAGUACUCGAACCUUGGUAACGCAAAUCGGACGUGUCGGGGCAUAUCUAGUGACCAUUUUAGUAGCCUCAGAACUCUUAAGUGAUCCCUAGAAUCUCACAGAAACGUCCGGAGCACGUCCGUUACGCGUUACCGAGGUCCGAGUAGAGUUGUGAAGUUUCCAAAAUGUCCAGGGAUCAACCAAAUGAGUCUAAUUUCAAUUUUGAGGUGCGCGAAUCUCUAAAAAGGCACAGUUUUCUCGACUGAUAUGAAAUCAGGAUGUUUUAAAGCUUCUCUCAAAAAAAAAAAACUCUAAGAAAAAUUCACGACAGUCAUCAAAACUAAUUCAGAAAGAAAGUAUCCCUCUACAAAUUCGGAAAUUAUCAUUUAUUCAACCAGAAUUGCGCAUGGAGCCCUUUCCCGCAAUCCGAAUUCUCACUGGGAACUUCUCGACGACGCUUCUCUCGACGUUAUCGACUACGGCCUCCUCCAAGACUUACUCUACGAAGUGAGUUGGAAAAUGAGACCAGAAGUCUAAUAUUCAACUAUUCGUAAAUGACUUUAAGGGAUAUAAGAUCUCCAUCGUAUAUGACCGUCUGGAGCACACCCGAUGCAUAAAGCGGAUAAAACAACGACUUAUCAGCGUAAUCACCAACACUUCGUUGCCCGGCGGAAGUCGCGUCGACUCAUCCAACAGCUUAACUCAGCCAGUUUUCUACUUAUCUCCGACAAAUGACUCGACAACUUCGCUGUCCCGACGGGCCAUGAAAGCGAUUCGAGAAGCGGAGAAAGGUGGAAACCACAAUAAAACUUCAAAAUCCAAUCUAAAGUGUAGAGUGUACCUUUCCAAAGUUUUUUUUUUAGUGUUACACUUGUGAAUUUCUACAAAACCGCGCCAAAAAAUCUUUGAAGGUAUACAUAUGGAUUUUUAACAGUCUUUCUUUGCGAAAACUUGGGAUUUUUGAAUCCUGCAUAUUCGUGUAGAUGAAUGAAUGUUGGAUUGGUUUAAUGAUAAAGGCGAAUCCCGACUAAUUUCCCUUUGAAAAAAAAAAUUUGUGCAGGUAGUCUCUCCAGUGUGCGUCAUAAGUAUAGACCCCCCUUACUUGCGCAUUUCCAGACAUUUUCAAGAAACAGGAGAAUUCCUCAGAGACUCAAGUUCAUCCGAGAUCUUUUGCACAGUAAGUUCUCUUCGUACACUCAAAAAGCGUACUCGUCUUGAGACUGAAAAAGUCUCCCGGAAAAAAGAACUUGAUUUAAGAGUAAAUUCGAACAAAAACCAUUCCCAGCCAAUUUAUCUCAAGCUUGCACCAACAAAAUUCCAUAAAGAUAACUCCCAAAGCGUCUUCUCCUAAAUAUCUUCGAACUAGUCAUAUAGAUACGGACGUAACAAUCCGGAAAGCGGAUCGACAGUGAACGUUGCCAAGAUAAUCAGUGUUAAGUCGAGCUGAUCCCGACGCCUCCAUUUCGACACAUUGCCACUUUAAUCAGAGCUUUUCCAGCGAGUAGCGAAAAGCGAUUGGAACUAUCCCAUCCAAAGCUGAGCUUAUCGCAAAGCGCCGGAAGCCUGAGCACCGUCAGAAGUCCCACCACACCACAACGGCUCAAGCAGGGUCGGAAGAACGACCGGAAGAGGAUUGUAAGCUCACAAAGAACGUGCAAAGUGUCCGGUUGAGAAAUCGGGGAAACUUUGCGGUUGGGGGGUUUCAGAAAACUGUUCUUGAGGUACCAGAUAAUUUACCUGAAAGCCUCAACAUGCUCCUAGUUUCCGAGAAGGACACCUAAAAAUCAGAAAAAAUUCUUUAACUCCGUCAAAUAAGAAACUUUGGGAAUUCGCCCAAAAAAAAACUUAAAAACUAGAAAACUGUGUACGUUGAAUCCUUGAAGACUAUAAGCUGAUAAAUUAAGAAGCGUUCUGGCUUUUAAAAAAUUCCCAAGUACGAAAUAAAAUGACCUUCCUUGUAGGGGUUACUUCAAGAUGCUCUGUCUCCAAAUCACUGGGAAUAAAUUGCCUUUUUUGGCUUUUACGAACUCUGAAGCCUUAAAGCCGUCGAUAUUAGAGUUCUCAAAACCAAACGUUCGAACGAACGUUCGACCAAACAUUUUCGAACAAAUGUUGAAACCAAACUUUUGGUUCAAGUUUGCUUUUGAACGUUCAACCAAAAUGAACGUUCAUUUUCCGUUCGUAAAAAAGUUCGUUCAAAAAAUGAACGUUCAUUUUUCAUUUCCAAAAAGUUCGUUCAAAAAAUGAACGUUCAUUUUUCAUUUCCAAAAAGUUCGUUCAAAAAAAUGAACGUUCAUUUUUUUCAUUUUCAAAAAGUUCGUUCAAAAAAAUGAACGUUCAUUUUUCCAUUUUUCAAAAAGUUCGUUCAAAAAAAUGAACGUUCAUUUUUUUCAUUUCCAAAAAGUUCGUUUAAAAAAAUGAACGUUCAUUUUUUUCGCUCGUGAAAAAGUUCGUUCAAAAAAAGUGAACGUUCAUUUUUCCAUUUCAAAACAGUUCGUUCAAAAAAACGAACGUCCGUUUUUAUGUGAAAAAGCAAACGUUCAUUAUUAUAAGAAAACGAUUUUUCGAACUUUUUUUGGUUGAACGUUUGAAAAUGAUAUAUCCUAAACUAUCGAAAAAUGAAAAAGUUCAUUUUUUUCAAACGGUCAUUUUUUGAACGUUCGGUUUUGAGAACUCUAGUCGAUAUCCUUUUACUUCACUAGAGUUCCCACUUUGAAGCGUUAUAACUCUCCUUGGAGCAUACAUCAGCUGGAUCCCACCCCAGCCUUUUGCGCGCGAAAAAACAUUUUUUGAAAAUGUACUGAAGUAGGCCGCACAUUUCGGGGGGUAGGCCACACUUUUUGGGGGGUAGGCCGCAGUUUGAUGGGGUUAGGCCGCACCCCAGGUCCAGCCGACAUAUAUGCCUUGGAGACAGGAGCAAAUUUUCCAACUUAUUAUAGAGCCAGGGUGUCCUAAAGCACUCAGCAGUCAUCAACAUCUCAGCCGUACACCUUUUGCCCUCUUCUUAUCAGCCUUACAUAAAAUUCAGAAAAGUCCACCGCCGUAUCGAACAGCGGCGACCUCGAGCGAGGAGGAAGGCCAAAUCGAUCAAGAGGAUAAAGAAGAGGACGGAGACGAUUAUGUUGAUGAAAUCGAUGCCGAAGUUGACGUAGAAGAUGAGGCUCAAGAUGAAGUCGUGAUACAGACUAAACGCGAAGAAAAAGCUCCGACAAUAGUAAAGCCAGCAAAAAUUGCGAAUCGAAUCUCUGAAUCCACUGAUAGUCGUGCUUCAUCGCUGGACCGACGUUUGAGGCAAUUUUUAACUUUAAAAACCCUUUUUGAAACUCUCUAGAAAUCAUCAAAAACUGGAAAUUUCAGUCUAAGCUGUCUGGAAGACCUCUCCAACUACCACAACACACAGUACAUCAUAUUUCCGUUGAAAAACUCGUCGAAAAAGCCGUAUUUGGUUCGAUUCCCAGAAGAUCUACACGAAGAGGAAAUGAACGAAGGAAGCGUCUGGGGCUCCGACACGAGUUUAGAGGAAGAAGUCAAGGUAAAAAAUUCCCGACUUAAGGUGUCCACUUUUGAAAAAUCCCAGCUAGCCGGUAUGAUCAACGCCGGCGACGCGAUCGACGACAUCGACUCGCCGAUCGGCUCGCCAGCCCCUUAUGUAGGAGAACUGUGA
Caenorhabditis auriculariae is the source of this 5232-nucleotide messenger RNA. The record is from the annotation of a GenBank genome assembly. Lineage: Eukaryota; Metazoa; Nematoda; Chromadorea; Rhabditida; Rhabditidae.